Messenger RNA from Solanum dulcamara, 3514 nucleotides. RefSeq names its product DNA mismatch repair protein MSH7. Lineage: Eukaryota; Viridiplantae; Streptophyta; Magnoliopsida; Solanales; Solanaceae. Gene Ontology annotation, molecular function: ATP-dependent DNA damage sensor activity; ATP binding; mismatched DNA binding. Bases 121 to 3384 code for a protein of 1087 amino acids. Gene Ontology annotation, cellular component: nucleus; MutSalpha complex. Gene Ontology annotation, biological process: mismatch repair. The transcript is spliced from 17 exons. The record is from RefSeq and is a predicted model, not a curated record.
GUUGACAGUUUGCAAAAUUGUAUUCCCCCUCUCAAUUUUCCAAAAGCAAAAAAAGGCCAUUUGGCGCCAAUUCUCCUUUGUCUCUUUCCCACCUCCUCCCUACAUCGCCGACGAUUGAAAAUGCAGCGGCAGAAAACUUUACUUUCGUACCUCAAGAAACCUGCGCCGGAGGACCAAAGCUCCAGCGAUAACACAAUCAAUGGCCGGAAAUUUCAAAGUAAAACUGCAGUUCCGAUUUUUUCCACCAUAGACGUUAAGGAAGAAAUAUUGGGAACUGAAACUCCUCCUGAGAAGGGGCCGCUCCCGUUCAACAAUCGACAUGAUGAAAAUAAGUCUUCUGUUUUCUCUUCUAUUAAGCACAAGUUUAUCAAGGUCCAUAGCAGAGAAAAACCACGGGAUCUAGCGAAAGAUGAUCCUUGUAAGAUCUCCUCUGUUUGUACAAAAAAUGAAGGAUCAGACAGAUUGGGAAAUGCUUCUGUUUCCUUACAAUCAGGCACUAAUAGAAGUUUUGUUAGUUCUAAUGGAAACAGUAAUCAAGAGGGUAAAGGAUUAGUAUCUCUUAUACCAAGUGAUGAUCAUGGUUUUAGGCCAGAAACACCAAGUAUGCAACCUUUUGUACCUGGAUUAAAGCGAGUCCAUGACAACAUUUGUUCCUCAGGGGAUAGGAGUGAUUGCUUUUCAUUGAAUGCGAGCAAGAGAAUUAAAAGUCUUGAGGGCUUGAAUUUUGAAAGGAAGAACCUUGACGAGGAGUUUGAAAUGACUAGCAAGUUUGAGUGGCUUCAUCCAUAUCAAAUCAAGGAUGCGAAUGGUAGAAGGCCAGGGGACCCACUCUAUGAUAAGCAAACACUGUAUAUUCCUCCUGAUGCGUGGAGAAAAAUGUCCGCUUCUCAGAAGCAGUACUGGGAUGUCAAAUGUAAAUACAUUGACAUUGUGCUUUUCUUUAAAGUGGGAAAAUUUUAUGAGUUGUAUGAGCUAGAUGCUGAAAUUGGUCACAAGGAGCUUGAUUGGAAAAUGACACUAAGUGGUGUGGGAAAAUGUCGACAGGUUGGUAUAUCUGAAAGUGGAAUUGAUGAAGCUGUUCAGAAGCUCCUAGCGCGAGGGUACAAAGUUGGACGGAUGGAACAGUUGGAAACAUCUGAGCAAGCAAAAUCUAGAGGCUCUACUUCUGUUAUUCGUAGAAAACUAGUUCAUGUACUCACCCCUUCUACAGCAAGUGAGGGUAAUAUUGGGCCUGAUGCAGUUCAUCUUCUUGCUGUCAAGGAGACUUGGAAUGAGCUGGGGAAUGGUUCAAUCAUUAUUGGAUUUGCUUUUGUCGACUGUGCUGCUCUGAAAGUUUGGGUUGGUUCCUUCGACGAUGAUGCAUCUUGUGCAGGUUUGGGGGCUUUGCUGAUGCAAGUGUCACCGAAGGAAGUUAUAUUCAAUGCAAGGGGUUUGUCAAAGGAUGCUCAGAAAGCACUGAAAAAAUAUUCAUCAACAGGUCCUGCAGCACCACUCCUAUCUCCAGUUCAGCCAGGUGCUGAGUUUGUUGAUCCUGCAGAAGUAAAAAAUUUCCUCGACUUGAAAGGUUACUUUAAAGGAUCUUGUAAUAAGUGGGAUCACGCCGUUGAUGGAGAGAACCAUGAUGUUGCUUUAUGUGCUCUUGGGACUCUUGUUAAUCAUUUAGAGAGAUUGAUGUUAGAUGAGGUCUUACAUAAUGGUGAUGUUCUAUCAUAUGAAGUCUAUAAGGGUUGCCUCAAAAUGGACGGACAGACACUUGUCAAUCUUGAAAUCUUCAACAAUAAUGCCGAUGGGAGUCCAUCAGGUACUUUAUACAUGUAUCUUGAUAACUGUAUUACAUCACCUGGGAAGCGACUUUUAAGAAGAUGGAUUUGUCAUCCCCUCAAAGAUGUAGAGAAAAUCAACCAUAGGCUUGAUGUGGUUGACAGACUUGUUGAAAAUUCAGACGCCACAUUAUCCACUGCUCAGUAUCUUUGCAAGCUUCCAGAUUUGUGUAGGCUGCUUGGACGGGUCAAGGCUAGCAUUCAAUCUUCUGAAGCACUCCUUCUGCCCUUGAUUGGUGCCAAAAUAUUGAAGCAGCGAGUGAAAGUGUUUGGGUUGCUCGUUAAAGGGCUACGGAUUGGGCUGGACUUGUUAAGAUUGUUGCAGAAGGAAUAUCUGACCUCUUCCCUAGCUAAAGUUGUAUCCUUGCCUGUUCUAGAUGGUGACAAUGGGCUUGAUAAGUUCCUCACCCAAUUUGAAGCAGCAAUUGAUAGUGACUUCCCCAAUUUUCAGGACCAUAAUGCUACUGAUUUUGAUGCUGAAACGCUAUCCAUUUUGAUGGAGUUAUUUAUUGAGAAGGCUACUGAGUGGUCUCAAUUCAUUUAUGCCAUAAGUUGUGUUGAUGUAUUAAGAUCAUUUUCCAUUACUGCAAAAUUUUCUUCUGGAGUUAUGUGUAGACCAGUGAUCUUGCCUCUUUCAAAGCCGUCAAAUUUCUGCAAAGAGGCUGGUGGACCAACACUAAACAUCAAAGGAUUGUGGCAUCCAUAUGCUCUUGGCGAAAGUGGAGGACUUCAUGUUCCUAACAAUCUCCAUCUUGGAGGGAAUGCAAAUAUCCGUUAUCCUCGUUCUCUACUGUUGACCGGACCAAAUAUGGGUGGAAAGUCAACUCUUUUACGUGCCACUUGUCUGGCCGUCAUAAUGGCUCAGUUGGGUUGCUAUGUGCCUGGAGAAACAUGUGUGCUUUCACUUGUGGACAUCAUCUUUACACGUCUUGGAGCCACUGAUCGAAUCAUGACUGGUGAAAGUACCUUCUUUAUUGAGUGCACGGAGACCGCAUCAGUUCUUCAAAAUGCUACAUAUAAUUCCCUUGUUCUUUUGGAUGAAUUGGGUAGAGGAACAAGCACUUUUGAUGGAUAUGCUAUUGCAUAUGCUGUAUUCCGGCACCUUGUAGAGAUGGUGAACUGCCGCUUACUGUUUGCCACACAUUAUCAUCCACUCACUAAAGAGUUUGCUUCUCAUCCUCAUGUGACAUUACAACACAUGGCCUGCUCUUUCAAGAUGAAAUCUCAAAGUUCAUCUCCAACAGAGCAAGAACUGGUGUUCCUUUACCGCCUAGCCUCUGGAGCAUGCCCGGAGAGCUAUGGGAUGCAAGUAGCCCUCAUGGCUGGAAUCCCGAAAACUGUGGUUGAAUCUGCAUCGAGUGCAGGGCAAGUAAUGAAGAAAAUGAAUGGGGAAAGUUUUAGGUCAUGUAAACGAAGAGCUAACUUUUCAACACUGCAUGAGGAAUGGUUCAGGACUCUUCUGGAAAUCUCGAAGACGGAUGGUGGAUUUAACAAUGACAAUGACCUAUUUGAUACAUUGUUUUGUUUGUGGCAUGAACUUAACGCUGAUAGAUCCACUUGCUGAAGAUGUUGGGUCUUUUGAAUAGAGCAUUACGCUGUGAACAUAGGGUGUACAUGUUCCUACAUGCGGAAAAGGGUCAAAAUGUUUUAUUGGUCAACUUUAUCUUUGUUAUAUUAUUUGGUCAAUUUUAUCC